CAUUGGACGACGCAGCAGCCGAUACUGUUACAGAGAGAGAGAGUCACCUGCACUAGUUCACAUUUUCUUACAUCAAAAAAGUCAAAACCAUUUCUUUCAUAAACCCAUCGCCUCUCUCUCUCUCUCCGUUCUUGUUUCACUUCAGUCUUUCACACGCAGAAGAAGCGUCUCAACCUCUUUUCUUGGAAUGGCAGGCAGAGAUAUUCUCCAUAAGAUGAAGGCCGGGUUCUUUGGAUCGGCUCCUGACACGGGAAGAGGCAAAAGCAAGAUGUGGAAGAACAUCACCCACGGUUUUCACUUCGUCAAGGGCAAGUCAAGCCAUCCCAUGGAGGACUACGUAGUCUCCGAAUUCAAGAAAGUCAACAGCCAUGAACUUGGUCUGUUUGCCAUCUUUGACGGUCACUUGGGACAUGACGUGGCCAAAUACUUGCAGACUAAUCUCUUCGACAACAUUCUUAAAGAGAAGGAGUUUUGGAGUGAGACGGAUAAUGCUAUAAGGAACGCGUACAGAUCAACAGACGCGGUGAUACUGCAGCAGUCUCUUAAGCUUGGUAAAGGAGGGUCAACCGCUGUGACGGGGAUACUAAUCGAUGGUCAGAAGCUAGUGGUUGCUAACGUUGGAGACUCGAGGGCAGUGAUGUCUAGGAAUGGCGUUGCGCAUCAGCUCUCAGUUGAUCAUGAACCUAGCAAGGAGAGGAAAGAUAUAGAGAAGCGAGGUGGAUUUGUAUCAAAUAUGCCAGGGGAUGUACCACGAGUUGAUGGACAGUUAGCGGUUGCGAGAGCGUUUGGAGAUAAGAGUUUAAAGAUACAUCUGAGCUCAGAACCAGACAUUACGCAUCAGGCUAUUGAUGAUCAGACUGAGUUCAUCGUUUUUGCUAGUGAUGGUAUUUGGAAGGUAAUGUCGAACCAAGAAGCAGUUGAUGCGAUCAAGAGUAUCAAAGAUCCACAAGCAGCAGCGAAGCAUUUGAUAGAGGAAGCUAUAUCUAGGAAGAGCAAAGAUGACAUCUCAUGUAUUGUUGUAAAGUUCCAUUAGUCUCUUAUUCUUUGUUUUCCUUUUCAGAUAAUUUUGCUCUAUAAAUCAUCGCUUCAAGUUUGCAAGAUUAAGUUAUUUUUUCAAGUUGUCUGUAAAAUCAGUAAUGAUGUUUCCCAGAAGAUAUAAUUUAUUUAUGGUAGCAAUCUGAUUUAUUUU
This is a messenger RNA of Brassica oleracea var. oleracea, 1189 nucleotides long. RefSeq names its product probable protein phosphatase 2C 58. Lineage: Eukaryota; Viridiplantae; Streptophyta; Magnoliopsida; Brassicales; Brassicaceae. Gene Ontology annotation, molecular function: protein serine/threonine phosphatase activity. The record is from RefSeq and is a predicted model, not a curated record. Gene Ontology annotation, biological process: protein dephosphorylation. The transcript has 5 exons. Gene Ontology annotation, cellular component: nucleus; cytosol. The coding region runs from base 188 to 1033 and encodes 281 amino acids.